Messenger RNA from Seminavis robusta, 255 nucleotides. Lineage: Eukaryota; Bacillariophyta; Bacillariophyceae; Naviculales; Naviculaceae. The record is from the annotation of a GenBank genome assembly.
AUGCUAACUAGGUCAGAUGAUGCUGAUGCAGAGUACUGGGAUUUUGAUAAGAUCCUAGACCACAAAUGGUCCAAACAACCUGGUAGACAAGGAAAGAUCGAUGUCAAGGUCAAGUGGAGUGGUUUCCCUGAGGAUGAGGCUACCUGGGAACCCAUGGAAUUGAUCAGGAAGGACAGCCCAACAGUCCUUGCAGAGUAUGCGCCCCUCAAAGCAUUGUCCAUGAGUCCAGGUGGAAAUGGGCCCACAAGUAUCUGA